This is a messenger RNA of Closterium sp. NIES-65, 1356 nucleotides long. The record is from the annotation of a GenBank genome assembly. Lineage: Eukaryota; Viridiplantae; Streptophyta; Zygnematophyceae; Desmidiales; Closteriaceae.
AUGGGCGCCGUGUCCCUCGCCGUGAUAUACGGCGGCAUCGUCGUGUUCGCGCCGCUCGCGCCCGCCGUGAUCCGUUACUUGCGGCCGCGAGGCGCCAUGCUGGUGGGCAUGUCGGGGUACUGCGCGUACAUCGUCGCCAACGCCGUCGACUCCAGCUGGGUGCUGCUGCUGUCCGCGGGGUACUUGGGCGCGAGCGCGUCCGUGCUGUGGGUGGCGCAGGGGCUGUACAGCGUCAUGCUCGCGCGCGGACACGCCGCCGCCGCGGGCGUGGUGGAGCAAGCAGCAAUCGCGGAGUUCAGCGGAAUCUUCUGGGGGAUCUUCGCGGCAAACCAGGUGGUGGGGAACGCCGUCACCUUCCUCGUCUGCCAGCUCAUGGCGCUCCUCUUCCCCCCCGCGCCCUCUUCGCUUGCAACUCCCGUUGCGCCUUCUCCUGAGAGUCUACCUCCCGCUACAGUCACGGUGUUAAUAGUUACGUUCCUGCUGUUCCUCGCGCUGGCCGCCGCGCUCACGUGGCGUCUGACUGACCUGUCAGAGGACCACCCCCUCUGCUGCUCCGCGCCCGCUCCCCCCGUGGAUGGUCCAGAGGUGGGGGUAGGGAGAUGUGGCAUUACCGGGGAAGACGAGGAGGAGGGGAGUGAGAGGGGGGAUGAGGGGGAGGGGAAGGCUUUGCUGGGAGGCGAAGGGGUUGCGGGGCGAUCAGCGGAGUGGGGGGCAGUGGAACAGUCAGGGGUGGCAGGAGGGGCGGGGGAGAGUGCGAGCAGCAGGGCAAAAGGGGGGCGCAGCGCAUGGGAGUUGCUGGGGGAGCGGCGGCUGCAGCUGCUGCUGCCUCUGCUGCUGUACAUCGGGCUGCAGUCCGCCUUCGUUGCGGCGGACUUCACACUGUACGUGGUGCGCCCAGCGCUGGGAGUGGCGUGGAUCGGCGGGGUCAUGUCCGUGUUUGGCGUCGCCAACAGCCUCGCGUGCAUGGCAGCGGCGCGCCUGUCAUCGGGGCUGCACUCCAUACUCGCCACGCUGCUCAUCGGUGCCGCCUGCCAGAUCGCCGUGCUGCUCUCCCUCAUGCUCCUCACAACCUUCACCGCCCCCUCGUGGUGGGCCUUCACAGUGGUGUUGCUGCAGGCAGUGCUGUGGGGGGUGGGAGAUGCCGCCUUCCAGUCGCAGAUCAACGCACUGCUGCCACUCGUCUUCCCUCGAGACAUGGACGCCUCGUUUGCGCACAUGAAGAUGUGGACCAGUGCAGCCUCCUCCCUCAUGUUCCUCCUCAGCCCGCACCUCUCCAUGCCCGCCAAAGCAGCCUUCCUCACUGCCUCCUGUGCCGUCUCUCUGCCUCUCAUGCUUGCGGUUGUGCAUGUUCCAUAG